Messenger RNA from Ambispora leptoticha, 861 nucleotides. NCBI's taxonomy places the organism in Eukaryota, Fungi, Glomeromycota, Glomeromycetes, Archaeosporales, Ambisporaceae. The record is from the annotation of a GenBank genome assembly.
AUGGCAACCUUAAAAGCGAGUACUAAUAAUACGAGAAAUGUAAUGAAUGGAAUUGGCGAGGAACGAAUAAUCUUAAAUGUUGGUGGAAUAAAAUAUGAAACGUAUCGUAGCACGUUAACAGCCUUCCCGACAACUCUCCUCGGCAUAAUGUUUCAUGAAAGAAACAGUGCACUACUACAUCCCACUAAUGGCAAUGAAUAUUUUAUCGAUCGAGAUGGUCAUCUAUUCUGGUACAUUAUUCAAUUCUAUCGCACCGGAAAAAUAUAUUGGCCCGAUGAACGUAGUUCCUCAAAUAAUUGCGCAACUACACUCUCGCUUCACCAUCAUCACAAUCAAAUACCAAUUUCUCGUGAAUCGCUCGAAGAUGAAAUGGAUUACUUUCAAAUUCCCCUGAUUCCCCGCGAAUCGGACACAAUAUCAUUCACCGCUGCAUCAUCAAUACGAUCUUUUUCAUCGCUCACACCACAUCCGGCCGUCCUAAAACUCGACUCAUUCGUCGCCGCAUUACGCGAAAUAAUUUUCGAGUUGAUUGCAAUCUUCGAGAAGAGUAUUCGAAUCACAUUUCAAAAAAAUCGUGGUCCCCCUUACUUCUACUUCGGACAAUCCACAGAUCAUGAUGCUGCCAUCUCGGAAACUGUCAGGGAUAUCAUCAAUCCGUUUGGAAGUGUUGGGUAUACCAUUUUGGGAAAAUUUGGCACAGAGAUUGGACUUUAUUUGGAGAAUGAGCAGCCGGGAUUAAAGUGGAAAUACGAAGAUUACGCGAAUCUCAACUCUAGAAGUGUGCGUAUGUCGUUGACUGAUGUUAUGUAUGGCGAUGAUGAAGUGUUGAAAAAUUCGUGUCUUUGUAGAAACGGAUUAUAG